Penicillium daleae is the source of this 1617-nucleotide messenger RNA. RefSeq names its product GMC family oxidoreductase. The transcript has 4 exons. The coding region runs from base 1 to 1617 and encodes 538 amino acids. The record is from RefSeq and is a predicted model, not a curated record. NCBI's taxonomy places the organism in Eukaryota, Fungi, Ascomycota, Eurotiomycetes, Eurotiales, Aspergillaceae. Gene Ontology annotation, molecular function: flavin adenine dinucleotide binding; oxidoreductase activity, acting on CH-OH group of donors.
AUGGGAUCGCAGACCUACGAUUUCAUCGUGGUCGGAGCUGGAUCAGCUGGAUGUGCAAUUGCAGCAUCCCUCGCCAAAUCAGCCAAGCGGCCAAAUGUCCUACUACUAGAAGCAGGUGGACGCAAUGACGACAAGUCUCUGCGACUCUCCGGCAAGCGAUGCAUAACCUUCCAGGAACCCAAUAUGAACUGGGGCUACAAGACCACUCCCCAAGAGCACUGCAACGGUCGUGAACUCCUCUUUCACCGCGGCAAGGGUCUCGGCGGUAGCACAGCCAUCAACUACGGCCUGUAUACCGUCGGCGCCAGAGAUGAUUAUGAUCAGUGGGCUGCCGAAGUAGGCAACGAUACGUUCGACUGGACGAACAUGCUGCCCAGGUUCAAGGCGUUGGAAACCUUUUCUGGAGAAAUUGCCCGCCCCGAACACCAGAAGUAUGUAGCGCCUCAGGCGGCAGACCAUGGCGACAAGGGUGCUCUGCGUGUUGGAUAUGUGAAGGAGUGGGAGGUUGAUUUAUCGCCGAUUCUGGAUGCCUUUAAGGAAGCUGGUCUCGAACAAAACUUGGAUCAUAACUCGGGAAACCCGCUUGGCCUGAGUGUGUCGAUCACUUCUGUAUCCGAUGGUAUGAGAAGUACAGCAGCGGAUUUGCUGGAUGAUGCAUCGGAGAACCUCGUUAUCCUCCCUGAUAGUCCAGUGCAGCGCAUUAUCCUGGAGGGCAAGAAAAGCCGUGGGCGUUCAGAUAUCAAUUCUCCAGACUUUGCAUCCAAAGAAGUUAUCAUCAGUGCAGGAUCCCUCGACAGCCCAAAGAUCCUCAUGCACUCUGGUAUCGGUCCAGCCGCCGAACUCACCAAAUUCAACAUCCCCGUUAUUCAUGAUCUACCAGCCAUCGGCCAGGGCCUAAAAGACCACCCCUUCACCCCUUUCCUCGUCGCCCGAAACCCAGAAACCAACGACCGCAACGCGUUCUACGGGGACCCAGAAGCCAUGGCUGCCGGCAUGAAGCAAUGGGAAAAAGACGGCACAGGACCCUGGACCCGCUACGGUGGCCAAAUCGCCAACGGCUGGUUCAAAUCAGACCGGAUCACCGCAUCAGAAGAAUUCAAAGCACUCCCCGACCAGAUGUUCCAGGAUUACAGCUACAAGGGUCUGGCCGUAUUCCUGAUGAACCAGCAAUCAAUUGGCGAAGUCCGUCUCAAAUCCUCAGACCCAGACGUCCCACUCCUCUUCGACCCUCAUUUCCUCGAACACCCCUUCGAUCUUCGCGCCUGUAUCGAGAUGUACAAACACCUCCUCGAACUAACCGAUCACCCAGCCUUCGCGAAAGACACCAUCGCAACGCUCAUGCAGCCCGCGUCCCGUUCUGACGAGGAUAUCCUGCAGUUCGUGAAAAACAAUGUCUCAUCAACUUUCCAUAUGACUGGUACGGUGAAGAUGGGGAAGGAGGGGGAUGAGAGUGCUGCUGUUGAUACUUCGUUCCGCGUGUUUGGCAUUGAGAAUUUGCGGAUUGCGGAUAUGAGUGUUGUGCCUGUUUUGACGAAUAAUCAUACACAGGCUACGGCGUAUGUUACUGGUGCUACCUGUGCGGAUGUUUUGAUCAGAGAUUAUGGCUUGGAUCAAUAG